UGGAGCUAUUGGCAUAAGAACACUUCAUGAUAAGGCUCUCAUAAAUGCAAAUGAUCACAUGCCUGUAGAGAUGCAUGAUUUGAUACAAGAAAUGGGGUGGGAAAUUGUUCGUGAAGAAUCUAUCAAUGAACCAGGAAGACGGAGUCGAUUAUGGGAUUGUGAAGAAAUCUAUGAUGUUUUGGCUAAUAACAAGGGGACUGAUAAACUUGAAGGCAUAAUGUUAGAUGUGUCUCGAAUCAAAGAUAUACAUUUGAACGCCGACACUUUCAAAAGGAUGUCUAAUCUGCGAUUUCUUAAAUUUUAUUCUGAUUUAAACCAUCGCUCAAGUCAUGUAUAUUUACCAAAAGUUCUUGAGUUUUUCCUAGCAAAAUAAAGUAUCUAGAGUGGUAUGGAUACCCACUUAAAUCUCUGCCACCAACUUUUCGUCCUGAAAAUCUGGUUGAGCUUCACAUGCCAAAUAGCCACGUUCAAAAGCUUUGGAAUGGAAUUCAGGAUCUCGUGAAUUUAGAAGAGAUAAACCUUAGCGGAUGCAAACGGUUGAAGGAGCUGCCAAAUUUCUCUAAAGCCUUAAAUCUUAAAGUAGUAUCUCUUGUUGAUUGUGAAAGUUUGCAAUAUGUUCAUUCUUCUAUUUUGUCUCUCCACUCGCUUGUUGAAUUGGACUUAUGCCGGUGCAAGAGACUGAGGAAUCUGAAAACUGAGUUUCAUUUAAAAUCUCUACAAUACAUUCGAGUGGAUGAGUGCAUCAGUCUCAAGGAAUUUUCAGUGUCAUCAGAAAAAAUAAAGGAGUUGAAUCUGUGUCACACAGGAAUCGAAAAUUUGCACUCGUCCAUAGGGCAUUCAAGUAAUCUGGAAGUGCUGGAUCUGUUUGGCUUAAGACUGAAGAAAAUUCCAAAGCAGUUAUCGUGCUUGAGAACAUUGACAAUGCUCAGGCUUCCUAAUUGUGAACUGCUUGAUAAUUCGAUGCUACAUAUGUUAUUUGGGGGCAUGUUGUCUCUAACUGUAGUAUAUUUGACAGAUUGUAGUCACAUAACUGAACUUCCCAACAACACAGAACAUCUUUUAAGGUUGGAAUGUCUCUUCUUAUCGAACUGCAGGAAGCUUCGUUCUUUACCAAAACUUCCACCAUCCAUUGCAACCUUAGAUGCCUACAACUGCAUGUCAUUAGAGAUAGUGUCAACCUUUAGACCACUGCACAGGAGUGAAAAAUACUUCUCAUUUAUGAAUUGCGUGAAACUGAAUGAACAAUCACUUCAUGGUAUCAUAGAAGACGCCUAUUCUAUAAUCAAUGCAGCUGCUUGCAGGUUUCAACAAGAAAGAAAGGCUAAAGGUGCUCGUAGUUUGAUUUGCUUUCAUGGAAGUGUAGUACCUGAGUGGUUCAGAUAUCGAACAGAAAAAGGCUCCGUCAUAAUUGAAGGCCCUCAUAAUUCAGACUUGUUGGGAUUUUCUCUCUGCGUUGUUCUUCAGUUUCACUCAAAGAAAUCAUGUUAUGUUGCCCUGAACUGUGCGUGCUACUUGGGAGGUUUUAAUGUGGCAAAUUUACCGUACAAUAAUCUGUUUCUCCCAAAUAUGAACUCUGAUCAUGUGUACAUAUGGAAUAAUGAGUUUGGCUCUGGUGAGAUAUUGAAGGCGAUUGAAAGACGAGGAAAUGAAGAGUCAGUCACUGACAUAAAGCUUUGCUUUGAAUUCAGCGUAGAACCUCGUUUUGGGUACGAGGUUGGUAACAUCAACGAGGUAGUUGGUAUCAAAGAAUGUGGCGUAUGUCCAUUAUAUGUCUCAGAAUGUCAGAAAUUCUCUCCACAAAUGGAAAUGGUGAAGAAUAAGAAGAGGCCUCGAGAUGUUGAUGAACAACAGCCACUUAUUCAGUUGAAGAAGCUCAAGAUUGACUAUGAUUCCCAUACCGACACAUGUCAUGAUAUUGAUGAAUUGAAGGCUCUUUUCAUGACAAUUAACAUCAGCUGA
Neltuma alba is the source of this 1959-nucleotide messenger RNA. RefSeq names its product disease resistance protein RPP5. The record is from RefSeq and is a predicted model, not a curated record. NCBI's taxonomy places the organism in Eukaryota, Viridiplantae, Streptophyta, Magnoliopsida, Fabales, Fabaceae. Bases 451 to 1959 code for a protein of 502 amino acids. The transcript is spliced from 3 exons.